Molecule: messenger RNA, 1926 nt
Organism: Emiliania huxleyi CCMP1516
Lineage: Eukaryota; Haptophyta; Isochrysidales; Noelaerhabdaceae
Exons: 6
Coding region: 1-1926 (641 amino acids)
Molecular function (GO): catalytic activity
Source: RefSeq, a predicted model, not a curated record
AUGCUGACUCUCCUCUCGCUGGGCUUUGCCCCCGCGCCCGAGCCGGUGUGCCCGGCGCCCGGCGCCACCUACUUCACCGAGACCAUUGCAUGGACCGAGGGCGUCGACAUGUCUGCCGAUUCGCUGCACUACAAAGAUGGCGUCGACAACAACCCAUGGCCGCUCGACGUGGCUGCCUCGCGAGUUUUCCGUACGCUUCCGGCCGGAAAGGAAGCGUACAAUUAUCGGUCCAAGGUGCUGAUGGGCAUGGCCCAGACGCGCGUGCUCAACGAGCCGCCCUCCGUCACGCCCAAGGACGCGGUGACGUUUGACCUGCCGGCGGUCAUGAAGCCAGCCACGCCCGAGGGCAUCAUGAUGCUCUCCAUGACGUCGACCGAGCUGACCAACAUCGCCUUCGACAUGCUCGACAAGUACGACGCCGAGUUCAACAUGGUCGAGGACACGUACGACCUCGCCGGCUACGCCACCGCCUACGGCUCGUGGGAGUACCUCAGCAACGUGGUCGAGACCGAGUCGCCGCUCGUCACCUACGCCCUCCAAGCCGGCGCGGUGCCUCUCUUCAAGUCCUCGGUACCCCAGCUCACGUGGGGCUUCGCGAAUUUCAACGGGACCACCUACUCGUGCCUCAACGGCGGGUACUCCGCGGGCGCGGGCUCCUCUGGCGGCUCGUCCAUCGGCUCCGGCACCGCGGUCUGCCUCGGUGUCGUCCCCGUCUCCAUCUGCGAGCAGACGGGCUCGUCGUGCCAGGCGCCCGCAAUCGCCAACGGCAUCGCCACGAUGAUCCCCGCCAUCGGCACCUUUUCGCGCGAGAACAACGGCCUCUACUCGAUGGAGUCGGACCGCCCGGGCCUGCUCUGCCGCGACGUCAUGUCGUGCGCCGUCUUCUACAACUACAUGCGCGGCAAGUCGGACGGCGACCCGCAGUCGCGCGACGUGCCCUUCCAGGACCCCGCAUCCGUCGACAUCUCGUCGCUCUCCAUCGGCUUCGCCGACAACUCAGACACGGCCGGCUGGCCCGAGGCUUGGGACACGCCGCUCAAAGGGCAGCGCACGAACGUGUACGACGCGCUCGUCGCGACCGGCGCGACCGUGACCCAGAAGGACCAUCUUGCGGACUUCUUCGACCCGCCUCAGCUUCUCAAGGACUACGAGGAGGCCGGUAUCGGCAACGAGUGGUUUGGCUGGUGGGACUGGUAUUGGCUCAACGUCGAGGGCUUUUUCGAGGACUUGUUCAAGUACGGCUCCGACAAGGGUACCAGCUAUGGCCCUGUCUGGUACGGCCAGAACACCAAUUUUGAUAAGGGGGACCACAAGCACCACAUCCUGACCAGCGCCUACGCCUACCUCGAUACUCUCUGGAUCCACGGCUACGUCAGCGAGAAGGCCAUGUACCCGAUGCUCGAGGAGCAGAUGCCAGGCAACGUGAUGGUGCACUUUGCGCAGAGCGAGCUCAACGGCGCCGUCAACAAGGGCAUGGUGAAGCGGGCGGGCAUCAACACCGUCCACUUCCCGGAGUACUAUUGGGACGUGACGGCGACUGGCGACUGGACUUCGGCGCACGAGGCCGCUUACGAAGACUUCUACUCCGCGACGCCGCACCACCCGGCGAUGAUCACCUGCGAGUCGAAGAAGUACGAGCCGGCCAAGGCCCUCGCCGUGUGCGACUAUCUGCAGAAGACCCUCGUGACAGGCGGCAAGCUCAUCUCGCCAAACAUCGCCGCCAUCCACUCCGCGAUCGCAGACGGCACCCACGACCUCGACUGCCCGUACGACUGGUCCGACAAACCUGGUUACGCGGGAUACCCGGACACCUCGGGCAUGCCCCAGUACCUCAAGGCGAAGAUCCACGCCAAGAAGAAGAACAUCGGCGUCUCGGUGUCCUGCAAGGUCGUGACUGGAGGCUGUGACGGCGGCACCUGCGGCUGA